UCUAUCUGUACUUUAUUAUCAUCUCCCCCCCUCUCUCUCUCUCUCUCUCUCUCUCUGUGUGUUGGACAUCGACACAAGACUCAAAAUAACGCAAAAUUUUAUCUGAAACAGAAACCAAAAACACCGAACAUGUCUGAGAUUCUCUCUUCCCUAAGGUCACUAAUGGCCUCUCACUCUCCUCCUCUCGACGCUCUCGUCGUCCCUUCCGAAGACUAUCACCAGAGCGAGUAUGUUUCUGCUCGAGACAAACGCCGUGAGUUCGUGUCUGGAUUUACUGGAAGUGCAGGUUUGGCGCUGAUCACGAAGAACGAAGCAAGGCUUUGGACUGAUGGACGCUACUUCUUGCAAGCGAUCCAACAGCUUAGUGACGAGUGGACACUCAUGCGUAUGGGUGAAGAUCCUCUUGUUGAAGUUUGGAUGUCUGAUAAUCUUUCUGAAGAAGCAAACAUAGGCGUUGAUCCAUGGUGUGUCUCCGUAGACACAGCUAACAGAUGGGGAAAAGCCUUUGCUAAGAAGAGCCAAAACCUUAUCCCGACAACAACCGAUCUUGUGGACGAAGUCUGGAAGAGCCGUCCACCUCCCGAGAUGAACCCUGUUCUUGUCCAUCCCUUGGAGUUUGCUGGCCGCUCCGUCUCCGAGAAGUUGAAAGAUUUGAGAGCAAAGCUUAAGCAAGAGAGUGCGCGUGGUUUAGUCAUCGCUGCUCUUGACGAGGUUGCUUGGCUUUACAACAUCCGUGGAACGGACGUUGCGUACUGUCCCGUUGUUCACGCCUUUGCAAUCCUUACAACCGACUCUGCGUUCCUCUACGUGGACAAGAAGAAGUUAUCUGAUGAGGCGAGUGAGUAUUUCAAAGGGCUUGGCGUAGAAGUCAAGGAGUACACAGAUGUGAUCUCAGAUGUGGCGUUGCUCGCUUCUGAUCGACUCUUUUCAUCGUUCUCAUCUAAAGGCGAGGCUACUAAGGACAUGGAGAUUGAUUCUGAGAAGACUGAUCGGUUGUGGGUGGACCCUGCUUCUUGCUGCUAUGCGCUUUAUUCCAAGUUGGAUGCUGAUAAGGUCCUCUUGCAACCAUCUCCUCUCUCACUCCCAAAAGCCUUAAAGAACCCUGUUGAGCUCGAAGGACUCAAGAAAGCACAUGUUCGUGAUGGUGCAGCUGUUGUCCAGUUCCUUGUUUGGCUCGAUCAACAGAUGCAGGAGCUUUAUGGAGCAUCUGGAUACUUUAUAGAAGCAGAGGCAAACAAAAAGAAACCAACUAGUGAGAACUCUAAGCUUACUGAAGUGACUGUGAGUGAUAAGCUGGAAAGUCUCCGAGCUGCCAAAGAGCAUUUUAGAGGGUUAAGCUUUCCUACUAUAUCAUCUGUUGGUUCAAACGCUGCCAUCAUUCACUACUCACCAGAGCCUGAAGCUUGUGCUGAGAUGGACCCUGACAAAAUCUACUUAUGUGAUUCAGGAGCACAGUAUCUCGAUGGAACUACUGAUAUAACAAGAACGGUUCACUUUGGGAAACCUUCAGCUCAUGAAAAGGACUGUUAUACCGCGGUGCUCAAGGGUCAUGUUGCACUUGGGAAUGCUAGGUUUCCUAAAGGAACAAACGGUUAUACACUUGAUAUUCUUGCGAGAGCUCCUUUGUGGAAGUAUGGUUUGGAUUAUCGACAUGGUACUGGUCAUGGAGUUGGCUCUUACCUUUUCGUUCAUGAAGGACCUCACCAAGUUAGUUUCAGACCUAGUGCUAGAAAUGUACCCCUUCAAGCUACCAUGACUGUAACAGAUGAACCUGGUUACUAUGAAGAUGGGAACUUUGGUAUUAGGCUAGAGAAUGUUCUUGUUGUCAAUAAUGCUGAAACUGAGUUCAAUUUUGGUGACAAGGGCUACUUGCAGUUCGAGCAUAUCACUUGGGCACCGUAUCAAGUGAAACUUAUCGAUCUAAAGCAGUUGACACGAGAAGAGAUCGAUUGGUUAAACACGUACCAUCUGAAAUGCAAGGACAUCCUAGCUCCGUUCAUGAACCGGACCGAAAUGGAAUGGCUCAAGAACGCUACCGAGCCUGUAACUGUAUUGGCUUGAAGCCCUCCCGGAUCUCUCUUACUAGAUGUUUAGCAAUGGCUUCUUCUGUGCUUUCACUGUUGAACCAGACAUAUUUGUAAGUCAUUACACAGUUUCUUCUUCUUUAGUUUCCAUUCAGACAUCCACAAAAUAAAAGUUUAAUGUUUGUUGAACACAUGUCUUUGUUUCUACAAGAUUCUCAAGUCUUGAACCGUGUUUAUAUAUUUCUUGAAGUUUGUA
Messenger RNA from Raphanus sativus (radish), 2280 nucleotides. RefSeq names its product aminopeptidase P1-like. Bases 130 to 2061 code for a protein of 643 amino acids. Gene Ontology annotation, molecular function: metalloaminopeptidase activity. The transcript has 12 exons. Lineage: Eukaryota; Viridiplantae; Streptophyta; Magnoliopsida; Brassicales; Brassicaceae. The record is from RefSeq and is a predicted model, not a curated record.